UUCCCUUCCCGGCCGGCAUUGUGACUUCAACCAGGGAGAGGGGCUUCGGCCGCGGUCGCCGGAGGCCGGAGCCAUCGCGGCCCGUUGCGGCGCCGGCUGAUGACGUCGGACGGGUGCCCAGACGGGGGUGCGGGGCGGCCUGGCCACCAUGAACAGCGUGGGCUCGGAGUGCUUGGAGCUGAAGCGCGGCUAUGACCUGUGCUUCAACCGCUGGUUCGCCGAGAAGUUCCUGAAGGGCGAGCGGAGUGCGGACCCGUGCAGCGAGCUCUUUAAGCAGUACCAGGAAUGUGUGAAGAAAGCCAUCAAAGAAAAGGAAAUCCCAAUUGAAGGACUGGAAUUCAUGGGGCCAAGACAGGAGAAGCCCUUUGGAAGUGGUGGUUCAUCGUAAUGAACACUGACAUGGGAUUGUCGCCUCCAUUACUGUAUGAACUUUACAAGCCAUUUGUACAGCUCGGCGUGGGGAACCUCACAACAGUGGACACAGGGAGCAGAGUUAAUACAAUGCUGGUUAAUUAAAUUCUGGAACUAUAGUUGUGAAUCACUUACAAAGUGAUCAUGAUUUGAAGUUGGUGAAUUUGUACGCUUUUUAUAACUUUGAAGUGGCGCGUAACUUUGGUUCUUGUGAGACCCUGAUCCACAAAAUAAGAAUGCUACAGUAAUGAGUCGAUUUCUGCACUGAGCAACAAAUAGUUAUGUAAUUUUUUUGUGACACACAAAAUUUUAAUAUAUUCCCUUAAGUCUU
Messenger RNA from Hypanus sabinus (Atlantic stingray), 742 nucleotides. It is a transcript of the gene triap1, whose product is annotated as TP53 regulated inhibitor of apoptosis 1. NCBI's taxonomy places the organism in Eukaryota, Metazoa, Chordata, Chondrichthyes, Myliobatiformes, Dasyatidae. The record is from RefSeq and is a predicted model, not a curated record. Bases 149 to 388 code for a protein of 79 amino acids. The transcript has 2 exons.